AUGUUCUCCCGUCAUGAGUCUCACCCCCGCCAGACUCUAAUCACCGUUUUCGUCGCCUGGAAGAUCCUCCUGCUGGCCAUUGCCCUGGGCAGUGCUGUGGCGCCGUCUUACGAUACCUCAACGACGUUGAUGCUCCAGCGCAAUGAGUCCGACAUCUCCCUCGUCACCCGCUUGACGCGCUGGGACGCUCUCUACUUCACCCAAUCCGCUCGACGUGGCUACCUGUUCGAGCAGGAGUGGGCUUUCAACGCCGGCCUGCCAAUCGUCGUGUCGGGCCUGGUCCGAGUUGCGCGGCUGCUUGGCUUCGAGGGUGAUGGAACCGGCGCCUUGGAAGCAGCCUUCAGCAUCGCCGUUGCCCACGUAGCGCAUCUAUGCGCCGGACUCAUGCUCUACGAGCUGACACUCAAGCUCUUUUCUCGGCCUCGAUUGGCAUUUCUGUCCGUUUUACUCCACAUCCUAUCCCCGGCCGGUCUAUUUCUGUCGGCGCCCUACGCAGAGAGUCUUUACGCCUUCUUCUCCUUUGCCGGCUACUUCGUCCUCGCGUCUGCCUCGAGCUCUCCCAGGGGUUCGUUUUCAUGGGUCUCGGCUCAGGUCCUGGCCGGCGCCAUAUUUGGUCUCGCGACGGCGUCACGGUCAAAUGGCCUCCUGAACGGCCUCCCCUUCGCCACCGAGUGUCUAAUGAUCCUCUCCCCGCUGUUCGCCAGCCCUACAAGCCUGACCAACAUUGCGGCUCUGUUUGGUUCCGUCAUGGGCGGGCUCCUCGUGGCAACCGGGUCAGUCGUGCCACAGGCGCUUGCCUGGUUGCGAUACUGUUCCGGCGCAUCCGAGGCGCGCACAUGGUGUGGGCGGACCGUGCCCAGCAUCUAUUCCUUUGUACAGGAACAUUACUGGGGCGUUGGCUUGUUCCGCUAUUGGACACUCUCGAACGUUCCUCUGUUCAUUCUUGCCGCGCCGGUGCUGGUCCUGCUCAUGAUAUCCGGGUGGGAGGUCGUCAAAAGGCCUUCCGGGUUGGCGCGGAGUCCGACGGCCGAGAAGCAGCCAGGGCAGAAUGGCACGACGUCGGUUUUGGUAGGCUCGAUGGCCGCUGCCCAACUCUUGCUUGCCGUCUUGGCGAUCACGACGUACCAUGUUCAGAUCAUCACCAGGAUCGCGUCCGGGUAUGCGGUGUGGUACUGGUGGGUUGCCGGGUGUCUGCUGGACGACGGCGCCGACGGCAAGAGGCGGGACUUUGGCGGCAAGGUUGUCAUUUUUUCGGUCAUGUACGCCAUGAUUCAGGGUGUGUUGUUUGCGUCGUUUCUGCCGCCUGCUUGA
This is a messenger RNA of Colletotrichum orchidophilum, 1311 nucleotides long. Its product is annotated as mannosyltransferase. Gene Ontology annotation, molecular function: GPI mannosyltransferase activity; alpha-1,6-mannosyltransferase activity. NCBI's taxonomy places the organism in Eukaryota, Fungi, Ascomycota, Sordariomycetes, Glomerellales, Glomerellaceae. The transcript is spliced from 2 exons. Gene Ontology annotation, biological process: GPI anchor biosynthetic process. The record is from RefSeq and is a predicted model, not a curated record. The coding region runs from base 1 to 1311 and encodes 436 amino acids. Gene Ontology annotation, cellular component: endoplasmic reticulum membrane; mannosyltransferase complex.